Molecule: messenger RNA, 1647 nt
Organism: Neurospora tetraspora
Lineage: Eukaryota; Fungi; Ascomycota; Sordariomycetes; Sordariales; Sordariaceae
Exons: 1
Coding region: 162-1217 (351 amino acids)
Molecular function (GO): protein binding
Source: RefSeq, a predicted model, not a curated record
UCAUCAACCAAGACCCGUGAUAAUUACCAAGUAGCACAGAUAACGGUAAAAUACGCACUCCAAAAUUUCAUCAUCACGCCAAGAUACCUCAACACCACAACACCAACAAACAACACCUCUUCAUCGCAAGAGCGCAAACAAGCCUCAUAACGUCGUUAGAAAUGGCACCAAAAGAAACAAAGCAAAAACCCACCAAGAAAUCUCACCCCGGCGGAAAACCAAAGUUGGGACCAAAACCCCCAAAGCCCCAACCGCAGCGCAAACCACCACCACCAAAAGUCCAGACACCAAAACCACAACAACCACCACUCCCAACAACCACCCACCCCUCCGGCAACCUCCCUCCAAACUGGCCCUCCCACCUCCCCUACCUCACCACCCCGCUCUUCUCCCCCCUUCUCACCCCCUCGCACUACUCAGCCCUUCGCACCCGACCACCGCCCGACUCCAUCGAACCUCUCGACGAGUUACCGGCCGAUUAUGCUCCAGGACCAUGCAGCACCAAGGCAGUCAUUCUACCCAUUACCGAUAAGAGACAUCCAGCGUGUGGACAAGCGGGUCUGUUUGCGGCGAGGGAUCUGAGACCCGGAGAGUUUGUGGUGAGGUAUUUGGGGGAGAUACAUCCGGGAGGGGAGGAGUGGGGUGGGGGGUUGGUUUUUCCUGAGGUCUCUGAGGAGGGUGGGGGAGAGGGCGAUGAUGGGGAGAAGGACGGUGAGGAUGGGAAGAACGGAGAUGUGAACCAAGACCAAAAAACUGCGGACGAGGGCGAAGGGAGCAAAACUGAACCGACACCAGAAGUCAAAUACAACUACAAACAAUCCGACUACGACCUCUGGCUCGACCACGCCCUCGACCUCGCCAUCGACGCCGCGCGGUGCGGCAACGAAGCCCGUUUCGUGAAUGACUACCGCCGUGUUCCCAACCCUUCCUUCCCCCCUGGAUAUAAACCCCAGAGCAAGAAGGAAGAGUUGUUCAUGAAGAGACCGAAUGCCGAGUUCAAAGUGGUUUGGGAUCCGCCAAGACAGGAAAAGACGAUGGCGGUUUAUGUACUGCCGGCGGGAAAGAAGGCUGUGGGAAGGGCGAGGGAGGUCGGGGUGCCGAGGGGGGAGGAGGUGGUGGUUAGUUAUGGGAAGGGGUUUUGGGAGAAGAGGAGGGAGGAGGAGGAGGAAGGGGAGGGGAAGAACCGGGAGGGGGUGGAUGGGGAAGAGAGGGAAUGAUCAUCAGUGUCGAGAAGGUUGAGCAGGUCAGAUGCUAUCACUGUGCGCUGGCUUAUACCUUUAACCCUAACCCUCUCUAUGAGACUGAGAAGGGGGUUCAUGGGAUGUCUGAUCUGCUCAGGGGCAGGGGUCCCAAGUGAUCUACAACUGUGUAACGCAAUCUGCCGGUAGACUCGGUACAGAUCUGUUUCUGAUCUUCUAAGGCUGGUUUCGCUUCAGUUGUUGUACUAAACAUUUCUUUGCGAUUUUUCUCUAUGCGUCUUGGUCAACUUGCAGACACGACGUCUAGAGAAGGCUGCCAUGCUGUGGUUGGUCCGUCCAAAACGAGAACUGCCCAAUUAGCUGACAAUCGGUGUUUGUACGGCUCCUAAACUUGAUCACAUUCGAGAUGUCGAGCUCUUACAACGGCAGACUUGAAGCUCUCGCCAUC